ACAGAAAAGCGGGACCGGUGCUCCUGGGGGGGAAAAAGCCAAGCACACACUUUCAGGGACAAGUUGGAGGAACUCGGUGCAAAGCUGGAAGGGAUGAAACUGCCGGCCGCCUGCCUCAUGUGCUUGCUGCUGCUGUGCUUGGUGCUGCCCAAUGCUGGAAGCAGAAUCUUCGAGCGGUCCAUGGAAAUCAGAAAUCCUGAUAUUGAUCCUUCCUGGUACACGGGGAGAGGGAUCCGGCCGGUGGGGCGGUUCGGCAGGCGGAGAGCAGCCUCUGAGAGCAUCCAGAAACUGAACUACCGGCACCGGCAAGUUUGCUUCCCUAUAGUGGAGAGCGACGAAUCUGUGCAAGAUGAAUGACACUCUCCAAGUGAAUAAUGUGCCAUCAUGACAAGAAAUAAAACACACACACACACGCAC
Messenger RNA from Heteronotia binoei (common prickly gecko), 417 nucleotides. RefSeq names its product prolactin releasing hormone (gene PRLH). The coding region runs from base 94 to 357 and encodes 87 amino acids. The record is from RefSeq and is a predicted model, not a curated record. NCBI's taxonomy places the organism in Eukaryota, Metazoa, Chordata, Lepidosauria, Squamata, Gekkonidae. Gene Ontology annotation, biological process: response to peptide hormone; feeding behavior; G protein-coupled receptor signaling pathway. Gene Ontology annotation, molecular function: prolactin-releasing peptide receptor binding; neuropeptide hormone activity. The transcript has 3 exons.